GCAGGGUAAUCGUUCUCCUGUUGUAGUUGAGGUGGAGAUGCUGUGGUGCCGCCGUCUCUUUUGCGAGUAUUUUCCAUUUUCUGAGGCUGGUGUGCGAGAGAGGAUGCUGUGGUGAGGCAUGGAGGUCGUGUGCGGCGGCAGGUUCCUCUCCCCGAGCUUCAGCGGUGCGUGGAGGGAAAGUACCUCAGGGGAUAAUACACGGUCAAUAAUUAAUCAGUCCCAAAUGGGUGAACAAGAGCAAGUAACCGCAGUUAUGGAGGAUGAAAAGGUGAUCAAGGAAGAAGAUUUAGAAGUGAAAGAUCCAGAGCCAGUCCUUGACAUCAUUAUAAACAACGUAGUAUCUUCUUUCUCCGUCGCAUGUCACCUUGAUCUCCACCAUCUAGCGCUCCAUGGAAACAAUGUUGAAUUACGAAAAGAGAAUGGGGUGCUGACAAUGAAGCUGCGUAAACCUCCCACCACAGCUUCCAUAUGGUCAUCAGGCAAAAUAACAUGCACAGGCUCAACUUCAGAGUCGCAGGCGCGGCUAGCUGGGCGUCGUAUUGCUCGAUGUGUCCAAAAAAUGGGCUAUAAUGUCAAAUUUAGAAAUUUUCGGAUAGUAAAUGUCUUAGGAACCUGCAGCUUACCAUUUGCAAUAAAAAUAACUCCUUUUUCUCAAAAACAUAGAGAUGCAGCAAGUUAUGAACCAGAACUGCAUCCUGGUGUCACAUAUCGAAUUGAACACCCAAAAGCCACGCUCAAGAUAUUUAGUACUGGAAGCAUCACUGUGACAGCACCCAGUAUCGCCAAUGUUCAGAAUGCCAUUGAGCACAUAUAUCCUUUGGUGCGGGAAUUCGGCAAGGCUCGGUCAGAGGAGGAAAUGGCAGAGUACCGGCGGAACCAGGCCAGAAAACAGUUUCCAAUACUCACUUUUGAAGAAGUGGAAGAAGACUUGUCAUCCUCGGAGAUUGAGGAGUAUUGGGAACACAUGUAAUGUUAAGUUUAGCAGUCCAUUACAGAGUAUACAAGGAGCCAUGUUGAAAAAGGUUUUGUGAGAUUUUUGUAAUAUUACUCCCCCACUUUUUUUUUAAGGUUUUUUUUUCUCUCUUCCCUCUUAUAAUUAGAUAGCCAUUUUACCAUUCCCAAAGACAUGUUCUCAUAUUUUCUCAAGGUAUAUUCUUCAUGUGUCUGGUGCACAAGGUAACUAUUUAAUGUGUCUCAACUGAAUGAAUGCUCUUGGAACAUCACAAAACACACACACACACACACACACACACACACACACACACACACACACACACAUACACACACACACACACACACACACACACACACACACACACACACACACACACACACACACACACACACACACACACACACACACACACACACACACACACUCUGCAGUCUUCAUAUCAAACCAAGCUGCACAUAGUCCCAUCAUUUACAACAUUGAUGAAGUUGAAAGCCCCACCGUGUAUUAUGUGAUUUUGAUGUCAAGGUAUUGUAAGCAUUUCCUACCUUUUCCUUGUAUCGUCUUCUUAGCUAUUAGUUUGAGCUUGACUGAACUACUGUGUUUUCAUCACACAAUUCACUGAUCCCAUGAAUCAUCUGCCCUAUUUUGGUUAUCCAGAGAAAUUUACAACUUUACUAUUUUGACCAAGUAUUCUGAAUAGGAAAAACAGUUUGUGCAGCUAGUCUAGAACUGAAGUGGCAUAGCAUUAUCAACAUUUUUGCUUUGGAAUUACAUUAAAGCAUGCAAGCACUUCAUCCGAAUUAAUGGGCCAGUUGGAAAACAGCACAUCUAAGAUGUUUCUCCAUUUAUAUGUCAGCCCUUCCUGCCAACAAGACCUUUUUUUUUCUAAGUAACCUGGCACAAGAAUCCGGAGAUCACAGGUGCAAUGGUCCUCUUACCGGUUCUGAAAGUCCACAAGUCAUUACUUGAACUCGUCAUAUCAGAAACCCCUACCCAUUAGAGGGUUUCUUACAAAACGAUCUCAUCAUAUAAUAUAGAGAUAAUUUCUUGAUCACAAAGAUGGAUCACAGCAGCUAGAGGUCAAGUGUGCAGCAAUACAGGAUUUUCUAGUGGUUUAUUUGGACAUUAAAAUUAACAAUUAGAUAAUAUUCACGUAUUUAUACCAAUAAGUAACUUGUGCCUUCAACAGUCCUUAUGUCACAGUCUGGGAUGGAGCUGGCACUGUGAAACUGGAAGUACACAGAUCUAAGGAAGAGUGAUGGUGUCUAUGUGACCCGUCUUGGACCUCUCACUAAUCCUCUUUCUGUCCCUGAUUUGUAAUUUAUAAUAUGUAUCAAUGUCUUGUAUUGACAUUUCCAUUUUUCUCUUUUAUUAUUAUCUAUUUUUUCAUUAUUUUUAUAUUCAUUAUUCAUCAUCAAUACUUUGUGAUUUCUUGUCAUGUGAAAUCAUUAUCAUUAUCCUCAAACUCCCAUGGUUAUGUUUAAAGCUGCAUUUUUGUCAUCAGUACAUUAUAUGUACUACAUUAGAAUAAAUAGAGGCAAGUAACUAAACAUGUGAUCUUAAACAUUUAAUGUUAUAGGAAUUAGUUUUAAAAGAAACAUUUAUGUUGUACAAUUAUGAUUUGAAUUAUAUUACUUACCAAUGAGGAAAUGAGAACUAAGAACACUAUUAUGUUAUCUGGAAGUGAUUAAAACUAUUUUUUAUCUCUUUCCUCUCUUCAGGUAUGUAUAAGAAAGGAAUAGUGUCCCAUGGCAAUUUGAUCACUUCAUAAUGCUCAUAUGUAUGUUCCUUCUAGUGGUAUCCCCCCAAACAAGCUGUAAAUCUGCUGUCUCCCUUACAAGGCCAAAGCAUUUUUAUGUUAUUUAACAUAUCUGCCAGUGGUCAGAGAUAAUGGUGGAAGGAAAAUGACUGAGGGUUUAACUCCCACCAAAGCUUGUCUCUGCUAGACUGACAUGUGAAGAAACCAGUUAGUGGGUCACUUGUCUAGCACAAAUUUGUUGCUCUUGGAGUAUGGUUGUUCGCGUGCUUCCAGUGCCUGUGAGGAGUGCUUGUAACACGCACUUUACUCCAUUGACGCUGCUCUAGAUUUGGCUAAUGGGAACAAAGUUUGUAUGUGAAUUUGUAUAGUACAAUACUUACUAUGUUCUUUGUUUAAGAGGACGUCCUGCAUCCAUCAUGAAUCAAAGGGUUUUAUGUUUACCAAGGAUCAGUUUGCUAAACUGGACUAUCCUGCAAUAGAAGCAUCACAUGACUAACAUGUACAGUGGGUUCAUAUGUCCUAUGCUGUAAUUGGAGUGAAUUCCUAAAACAGAUCAUGCUUCAAGAUUCCUUAAAUGCAUAUUUUCACAGUCCUUUCUGAUGCUUUUACAUCUUCCUUCUGUAAUUUUUUAAGAUAUUGCUAUUGAAAGUAAAUUGUGACAACAUUGCAUUUAUCAUUUUCAAAUUAAACAUCAUGAGUUUUUUUUUUUUUUUUUUUUUUUUUUUCUCAGAAUGUAUAUAAAGGACUCCAGAUAGAUUUUUGCUUCUUAACAAAGGAGCGUUGCUGAUUACAUCAGUGUUUAUAUCCAAUUGAGUUCCUUGUUAGAGGGACUGUUCUGCAUUAUUCUAGAAUUUCCAGACCAUUGUUAGUGUUGUAUCUGUUAUUUAUCACUCAUGUUGCAGUAUUUCCAAAACCCCUUUGGCUGCCUAUGUUUAAACUGUUACAUUACAUCUAUUGGCAUUAUCUUCACAUUGUGUUACUUUCUGACAUUCUUCUAGCUUGUGUAUAUAGUAUUCAGUAAGGCAGUAGUGUGUUUAGGAGAGUUGAAGAUUGGGCAAUGGCAGUGCAAACUGAUGUGAUGGAGAAGAGCAAACAGUUUAUCCUCAUUCACAAGUUACAAGAAGCAAUUGCUUAUGUACCCUCUGUGAAGAUUGUUAUGGAAAUGGCACUCUUGAAGGAAGUGCAAAGCAGCUUUAUUAUUUAGGAAUUAAGGAGAUUCACCAAAGGACCUUUUUUUCUGGCGAGUCUGUGCCAAGACGUCCCCCAGAAGGCCUGAGGAAAGAGUACGAGUAGGGUGGAGGAGAGCCUGAGUGUGCCACUCUAUGUAUAUCCGUGUACUGUAAGAUAAGUCUCCAGCAUCAAAGUGUAUUGUAGGUUUAUUAUCUCCAGGCCAGAGUCUCACACCACUGGUAUUGUGGCAGUAUUUUUUCAAGUGUAUUAUGGAACUAUUGUCAAGUGUAGGCUUAUUAUUUUGAGAGGACUAGUGGCAAAUUUCCAAGCCUUAGCAUGGACUAUGUAUAACUUGAAGUUUACAAAAUUGUUGAUGCCAGUGUAUGUUGAAAUUUUGUAUGCAAUAUUCUGUUUGGAAAUAUCAAAGAUUGUUCACUCCUGCUAACAUUAAUGUAUUACUUAACAGCUAGAAAGAGAGCAAUACAAAAAUGGCCUUCA
This is a messenger RNA of Portunus trituberculatus (swimming crab), 4382 nucleotides long. RefSeq names its product TATA box-binding protein-like 1. The record is from RefSeq and is a predicted model, not a curated record. The transcript has 7 exons. Bases 119 to 970 code for a protein of 283 amino acids. Gene Ontology annotation, molecular function: DNA binding; general transcription initiation factor activity. NCBI's taxonomy places the organism in Eukaryota, Metazoa, Arthropoda, Malacostraca, Decapoda, Portunidae. Gene Ontology annotation, biological process: DNA-templated transcription initiation.